CUCCUCGACACUGUUCAGGAUCCUGACCUUUUCCUCGAAAUGGAGACUAUUGUUCGACGCUGCCCAUUCUUGUCAAGAGUACCCCAAACCUUCCUCCAGAAGGCUGGCAAAUCUCUGCUCUUCUACGCGCAGAAUUGCCCCAAAAUGAUGGAGAUUGGAUCCAAACCUGCUUCUCGGGCUAUGACCACUUCACCAACUCACUUCCAACAAGUAAAAGAAACCCCUCCAGCCAAUGAGAAGGACAAAACUUCCAAAACUGUGGUCCAGCAUGCUGAUGAUUCUCAGCAGACCACUGGUGGAUCCCAGCUUCCCCCUGGCCAUCCAGCCUCUGUUACGAGUCAGGGAACUGCCAGUAAAUGCCCCUUCCUAGCAGCUCAGAUGAACCAAGGAACCAGCAACGUCUUCCGGAAGGCCAGUUUAGAACUUCAAGAGGAUGUACACGAAAUGCAGGCUGUGAGGAAAGAAGUUGCUCAAACUCCAAUUAAUCCUGCUGUGAUUAAUCUCAAGACUGGUAGAGAAGACCCGAAUGGUUUGCUAAAGAAUUUUCAGGAUCUCAUGCAAAAGCAAAGACCAGAAAGGGUAUCCCAUCUCCUUCAGGACAACUUGCCAAAAUCUGUUUCCACUUUUCAGUAUGAUCGUUUCUUUGAGAAAAAAAUUGACGAGAAAAAAAGUGAUCAUACUUACCGAGUGUUUAAAACCGUGAACCGGAAGGCACACAUAUUCCCAAUGGCAGAUGACUACACGGAUUCUCUUGUUACUAAAAAGCAAGUGUCUGUCUGGUGUAGCAACGACUACCUAGGAAUGACUCGUCAUCCUCGGGUGUGUGGGGCAGUCAUGGAAACAUUAAAAUAACACGGUGCUGGAGCAGGUGGUACUAGAAAUAUUUCUGGAACUAGUAAAUUUCAUGUUGAUCUGGAACGAGAAUUGGCUGACCUCCACGGCAAAGAUGCAGCAUUACUGUUUUCAUCCUGCUUUGUCGUUAAUGACUCCACCCUCUUCACUUUGGCCAAGAUGAUGCCAAGCUGUGAAAUUUAUUCUGAUUCUGGGAACCAUGCCUCCAUGAUCCAAGGAAUUCGUAAUAGCAGAGUGCCAAAGUAUAUAUUUCGCCAUAAUGAUGUAAGCCACCUCAGAGAGCUGCUAAAGAAAUCAGUCCCUAAGAUUGUUGCAUUUGAAACUGUCCACUCGAUGGAUGGAGCAGUAUGUCCAUUGGAAGAACUGUGUGAUGUGGCCCAUGAAUAUGGGGCAAUCACCUUUGUGGAUGAAGUCCAUGCUGUGGGAUUAUAUGGUGCUCGACGAGGUGGGAUAGGUGAUCGUGAUGGAAUCAUGCACAAAAUGGACAUCAUUUCUGGAACCCUGGGCAAAGCCUUUGGUUGUGUUGGGGGCUACAUCGCCAGCACAAGUUCUUUAAUAGACACUGUGCGAUCCUAUGCUGCUGGCUUCAUCUUCACAACUUCCCUCCCCCCAAUGCUUCUGGCCGGCGCCCUCGAAUCGGUCCGCAUCUUAAAGAGCGCUGAAGGUCAAGCCCUUCGCCGGCAGCACCAGCGCAAUGUCAAACUCAUGAGACAGAUGCUGAUGGACUCCGGGCUCCCUGUGGUUCACUGCCCCAGUCACAUCAUUCCAGUCCGGGUGGCAGAUGCUGCUAAAAAUACAGAGGUCUGUGAUGAACUCAUGAGCAAACAUAACAUCUACGUCCAAGCCAUCAACUACCCCACAGUCCCCCGGGGAGAAGAGCUGCUUCGCAUCGCACCGACCCCGCACCACACUGCACAGAUGAUGAACUAUUUCCUGGAGAACCUUCUGGAUACUUGGAAAGCUGUUGGGCUGGACCUGAAGCCUCACUCCUCGGCAGAGUGUAACUUCUGUAGUAGACCCCUACACUUUGAAGUCAUGAGCGAGAGAGAGAAAGCCUACUUCCAGGGCAUGAGCAAACUGGUUUCUGUCAGUGCCUGAAUCCGACCUCCUUAUCUCUACCUGCUGUCCCCCAGUCUCCU
Trichosurus vulpecula (common brushtail) is the source of this 1991-nucleotide messenger RNA. Its product is annotated as 5-aminolevulinate synthase, nonspecific, mitochondrial-like. Lineage: Eukaryota; Metazoa; Chordata; Mammalia; Diprotodontia; Phalangeridae. Gene Ontology annotation, molecular function: 5-aminolevulinate synthase activity; pyridoxal phosphate binding. The record is from RefSeq and is a predicted model, not a curated record. Gene Ontology annotation, biological process: erythrocyte development; heme biosynthetic process; hemoglobin biosynthetic process. Gene Ontology annotation, cellular component: mitochondrion; mitochondrial matrix.